CGGGCAGAUUUCCUCUUAAGGAAUUCGACCUCUUGGGCUGUGCCCUCUCAAUUAAUCUAUAGGUUAUGAAAGGGCAAUUUGAAGAGAGAGAAAGUCACUGUUAAAGGCUAUUUAAAAUAACCUUAAAAGAAUUGUUGUACUCGGCCAUCACAGCUCAGGAUCUUGCAAAAAUUCCUCUGGUUCUCGUUGGCAGCAACCCAGGCAAAGUACAUGAGGAAACAGGAACAGCAAGAGAUUUCCAAGUUGUUUCUGCUGGUAGCUGGUAGCUGGUAACUAUUAUAUUUUAAUGAUAAUGAGAAUUUGCCACCUUUUUCCUGUCAAGGAAUUCCCAAGCUCUAGCAGAGUGAGAAAUAGAUCUGACGUUCUAGAGCACGCUCAGUACACGCCUGCUUGCAGUUCUUUUGAAGUCCAUCGGUUUUAUCUGUCAGCACAAUCUCAGACUCUACGUGCAGUUCCAGCAAGGCGCCAGCUUGCAGGAAAUCACAGGAUUUCCCUGGAAGGAGCGAUUCUUGCCUGGGUGCAGCUGGAAGCCAAAACCUGCUGGGAAAUAAAGCCUGGAAGCCAUAAGGACCUGUCCUGGGCAUCGCUGGAGCUCUGCAGCUGCAGCACCUCCAAGCUAAAGUGCCCGCUCGACUUUCAGACCUCACUCCUUCAGCCUCCUUACUUCAAGCAUUUGAAAGAGGAAGAAAAGAGGAUUUUCCCAUAAGGGCUGUGCAGGAGACAUGCUGCAGGACUUGUGGUAGAGAUUUUGGAGGUCGCUGACGCACUUCUGCAAAGUUCUAGUCAGUGUCAUGUAUAUGCGAGCACUAAAAUGGAUAUUUUUGUUUCUCCUUGUAUUUUCUGCCGUAACAAUUUGGUACGUAAGCUUUUCCCCCAACGCUGGGAUUAAGCAGACAAACCUGAUGUAUUUCUAUGAAUACGAGCCAGUUUACAAGCAACGCUACCUCUUCACGUUGCGGGAGCACCUGAAAUGCGAAGACAUCGAUCCGUUCCUGGUCAUCUUGGUGACUUCGCAUCCCGAGGACGUGAAAUCAAGACAGGCCAUCAGGAUAACGUGGGGAUCUCGGGACUUGUGGUGGGGACAUCGAGUUCUAACGCUGUUCUUACUGGGGCAGGAGACUCGAAGAGAAGCCGACGCUGCUGUGUUGUCAGUGGAAGAUGAAAACAUCCUCUACGGUGACAUAAUUCGCCAGGAUUUUCUGGACACCUACGACAAUCUCACCUUGAAAACGAUCAUGGGCUUCAGGUGGGUCACCGAGUUCUGCUCAAACGUGAGGUUCCUCAUGAAAACCGAUAGCGACGUCUUCAUCAACACCCCGAACCUGGUCAAAUCUCUUCUGAAGCUGAAUUCCUCAAAAAAUGUUUUUAUUGGCUAUCCUCUUGUAGAUAACUUCGCCUACAGAGGCUUUUCCAAAAAGACGUACAUCUCUUAUGAUGAAUAUCCGUUCAAGACGUAUCCUCCCUAUUGCAGUGGGAUGGGUUAUAUACUGGAUGGAAAACUGGCUCUGAGGAUUUAUGAACUGAUGAGUCAUGUCAAACCCAUUAAAUUUGAGGAUGUUUAUGUUGGAAUUUGCUUAAAUAUGCUUAAAGUGAACAUCAGUAUUCCAGAAGAUAAUAAAUUUUUUCUUUAUAAAAUUGAUUUUGAUAUCUGUAAGUAUCGACAUUUGGUUGCAGUACAUGGCCUUACACCGAGUGAAAUCAUCAGGUUUUGGCAGGAUUUAUCAGCAGACACGUCAGUUACUUGCCUUUGAUUCUGUAUUUAUCUAUAAACUUCAACCUAUUUGGUGUAAAAAUGUUUGAAGUCCAGGGCAACGCAACCCAAACCCAGAGCUGCCCAUGGGACCCAACGGCAGAAUUGCCCUGGGAUGUUCCUAAAUAAAAAUACUGAGCAUUCCCAAUGCGCUUUCUCAUGUACCUGCCCUGACGUGAAAUGUCACCGAGCAAGAAUGUUUAUGCCAAGAAAGUAGCCUUGAAGAUAAUUCCCAAAUUACUAACUGCAUUUUUUUCUUAUUGUUUUUGCAACUGAAUCAUCCCUCGCCACCUUUAGGUGUUUGUUCUCUGCCCAACAACCUCCUUUGUUCAAAAUAUCACCUCUGAUCCUCCCGAGGGUUUUACAGCACGGAAUUCAAACACCAACACCUCUGGAAUGUUUGCAGAGUGUUACAAACCUGGGGACCCUGUGGGGUCUGCAGAAGCCAAUGGGAAAUUCUGCCAAUGGGAUGCACUUUGUGUGUGUGUAUCUAGGAAUGUAGACGUAGAAAAUAAAAUUGCUUGGGUGUCUGAUAA
Molecule: messenger RNA, 2286 nt
Organism: Columba livia (rock pigeon)
Lineage: Eukaryota; Metazoa; Chordata; Aves; Columbiformes; Columbidae
Gene: B3GALNT1
Product: beta-1,3-N-acetylgalactosaminyltransferase 1 (Globoside blood group)
Exons: 2
Coding region: 792-1751 (319 amino acids)
Cellular component (GO): Golgi membrane
Molecular function (GO): N-acetyl-beta-D-glucosaminide beta-(1,3)-galactosyltransferase activity
Source: RefSeq, a predicted model, not a curated record